CAACCAGAGAUACAUCUUCGUCACUGUCACACCUCGCCGUUAUGCUCUCUUUUCACAGUAUAGACUUGAGUGACUGAAUUACAAUCAUUAACAAAUAAAUCUCCUCUGUUCUCUUCACUUGUGUGUUUGGCUGGAUCUCUCUAUUCCCACAAAUCAUCACAUUAAGAAGGCGGAGGGAGGAGCUAUCCGUCAGCGGUGGCACCCUGCUCUGCUCUGCUGUCAUCCCGGACUAAAGCGGUCUCCAGAUGGAUAUCACACCGAACAGCAGCCGGAGAGAGGAGAGAGAGGGUCUAUGGAACUUCACACGUUGGAGCGUUUCUAUGGAUUAAAACGGUUAAAUCUGUCGACAAGGAUAAUAACCGUCUCGUCUAUCUUCCCGAAUAUUAGCCUAUUCUUCUGCUGCUCAAGUGAAAGCAGAUCACAUCCAGCUCCUUCAGCUGUCCUCCUGAAUUAGCCGUGGCUUCGUGUACUAAGAUUAAUACACACUCUGAACACACACUCUGAAGACACUCCAAUGUAGCAGAGAGAAACAAGGCAGUGAGAAGGAAGAGGAAAAUACUGCUUUGCCUUUGCCAAACUCACAGUGAAAGGAGAACUCACUGACGGAAAACUGACGGAAAACUACUGUUUUUCAACACUCCUUAGUGGUUGGUCCCUGGACGUCCAAAUGCCUUGUUGUCACGCCAGCGAUCGCCCCCUAGACUCCUUGACCCAGGAAAACAACCUUCUCCUCUCCUCAGCAGCCUCCUCCAAUGUCUGAGUCUCACCAUGUAAUGCAGACAGAGAGGGGAGUUGAGAAUCUGCCUGCUACAGGAUAUGAGUGGUGAUUACUCUGCCGCAGACAACGAGACCUGCCUGCAGGGAGGAGGAGGUGCAGGGGAGGAGCAGCAGAGAGCCAUGCAGCCUCAGUCUGAGGAACUCUUUAACAGGAAACUAAAGGCCCUGAACGGCAGCAUGGGGCCCCCAGCCCAGGGGACACAGCAGGGCAACAAGCCUGAUGGUGGUGGUGGUGGGGGGAAGACCAACGGGACAGGGGAGACAGGGGGGACAGGGACCCCAGCCAUGCCCAAGAUGGGUAUCCGAGCCUGGGCUACAGACUGGCCUCCCGCCCCCCGGAGGGAUAUCUGUGAUGGAGGAUGCCAAAACUCCCCCAAAUACGACAGCAUCGCCGUGGCGUUCCAUAACGACCAGCAGCCUCUCGAACAAUCAGGAGCGGUGAUACAGUCACAUGACCAGCCCCCUCUAGACUCUGACUUCAGUGAAACUUUUGAGUCGGGGGAGGAUCCCAGGUACAGUCUGGCCGACCUAUUAGGACGCUCCCCUCUAAAGGGGGCGGGGCUUCAUCCCAUCCGCCAACGUUCCAACAGUGACGUCACCAUCAGUGAUAUCGACAGCGAGGACAUUAUAAUAGACGGUACUGCAGUGAACCCCAACACCGGCGCAGCGCUCCACCGGGAGUACGGUAGCACCUCCUCUAUCGACCGGCAGGGCCUGAGCGGGGACGGGUUCCAUACGUUGCUACGGGGUUACCGUAUCGACACCUUAGACCACACCCUCCACACCCUGACACACCCACAUCACUCCAUGCCCCGCCCACUGCUGGGCUUACCUGAGCUGCUGCAGCGCUAUGAUACCUCCCUCUCUCCCAGCCUGCAGACGGCCACCCAGAUCUCCAGAGGGGAGAUAGUGAGGAUGGCAGGGUACGACUACGUGGAUCCCUCCAUCUUCUACUCCAGAGAGAGAGAGAAGAACUUCAUGGGACGCCUGAAGUCUGACUCAUCCGAGACCUCUAUGUUCAGGAAGUUGAGGACCAUCAAGAGCGAAGGAGAUGGGUUCAGGCUGUCUCUGGAUCAGGAUGACAGAAGACCCCUCAGCUUCCAGAAGUGUUUUGCCCACUACGACGUGCAGAGUGUCCUGUUUAACAUCAGUGAGGCUGUUGCCAAUAGGGCCACUCUCAGCCAGAGGAAGAACACAACCACUGGGGCCUCGGCUGCUUCACAGUACCAACCUGGAGCCAGAGGGGGUAGUGGAGCUCCAGGUUUAGGACCAGGACUUGGGGCGGGAGGUGGCCCGGGGACAGGGGUAGGACUGGGGGCAGAAGGAGGGCUGGGAGGUGGUCUUAGUAGUGGAACUACCAGUACCUCCAUGUUUGAGUCUCCUCUUGGCUCCCGAGAGGACCUGAACCCCAAAGAGAACCUGGACCAGGACGAGGGCGACGGGAAGAACAACGGACUAGUCCUGGGGUGCCCACAUUUCCGUAAUGAGAUCGGUGGAGAAGGGGAGCGCAGAAUCAGUCUAUCCAGGGCUAACAACGCCUCUUACAGCGGUGGAGGAGAAAGCUGCAGCUUCGAGUCCUCCCUCUCGUCCCACUGUACCAAUGCUGGGGUGUCGGUGUUGGAGGUCCCUAGAGAGAACCAGCCUAUACACAGAGAGAAGGUUAAGAGAUACAUCAUAGAACACAUUGAUCUGGGAGCAUACUACUACCACAAGUUCUUCUAUGGGAAAGAACACCAGAACUACUUCGGAGUGGAUGGGAACCUGGGUCCAGUAGCAGUCAGCAUCAGGAGAGAGAAGCUGGAUGAAGGGAAGGAGAAGGAAUGGAUGCAGUACAACUACCGAGUCACCUUCAGGACCAGUCAGUUAACAACCCUACGUGGGGCAAUCCUGGAGGAUGCGGUCCCCUCCACAGCGAGACAUGGUACAGCCCGAGGCCUACCUCUAAAAGAGGUUCUGGAAUAUGUGAUGCCUGAACUCAACAUCCAUUGUCUCCGUCUGGCCCUCAACUCCCCCAAGGUCUCCGAGCAGCUUAUCAAACUGGAUGAACAGGGGUUGAGUUUCCAGCACAAGGUGGGGGUGCUGUACUGUAAGGCAGGCCAGAGUACAGAGGAAGAGAUGUACAACAACCAAUCAGCUGGUCCCGCCCUCGAUGAGUUCCUCGACCUAUUGGGACAGAGAGUGAAACUGAAGGGAUUCACCAAGUACAGAGCACAGCUCGACAACAGGACUGACUCAACAGGAACCUACUCCCUGUACACCACCUAUAAGGACUACGAACUGAUGUUCCAUGUGUCAACCCUGCUUCCCUACACCCCCAACAACAGACAACAGCUCCUGAGGAAGAGGCACAUAGGGAACGACAUUGUGACCAUUGUGUUUCAGGAACCGGGGACUCUGCCCUUCACCCCUAAAAACAUCCGCUCACACUUCCAACAUGUCUUUGUCAUCGUCAAGGUCCACAACCCCUGUACUGAGAACGUCUGCUACAGCGUUGCUGUCUCUCGUUCUAAAGACGUCCCUCUGUUCGGCCCUCCAAUCCCCAAGGCGGUGACCUUCCCGAAGUCCGCUGUGUUCCGAGACUUCCUGUUGGCCAAAGUUAUCAAUGGGGAGAACGCCGCCCACAAAUCUGAGAAGUUCCGUGCCAUGGCGACCAGAACGCGCCAGGAGUACCUUCGCGACCUGGCCGAGAACUUCGUGUCCACGGCGACCAUAGACUCGGCUGUGAAGUUCAGUUUCAUCACACUGGGAGCCAAGAAGAAAGAGAAGGCCAAACCUCGUAAAGACGCUCACCUAUUCUCUGUCGGCGCCAUCACCUGGUCCGUCACCGCACGGGACUUUGGCCAAUCAGCAGACGUGGACUGUCUCUUGGGCGUGUCCAACGAGUUCAUCAUUUUAAUAGAGGAGCAGUCUAAGAACGUGGUCUUCAACUGUUCCUGUCGUGAUGUUAUCGGAUGGACGUCUGGGAUUAUUAGCAUCAAGAUCUUCUAUGAGAGAGGAGAGUGUGUGAUGUUGUCUGCUCAGGAUGGCUGUGAAGAAGAUAUACGAGAAAUGGUGCAGAGACUAGAGAUAGUGACGCGUGGUUGUGAGACAUCCGAGAUGACACUGCGUCGGAACGCCCUGUGCCAGCUGGGUUUCCACGUAAACUUCGAGGGCAUCGUGGCCGACGUUGAGGCCUUCGGGUUCGCUUGGAAGGCGGGGCUUCGCCAGGGCAGCCGAUUGGUGGAGAUCUGUAAGGUUGUCGUUGCAACGCUGACCCAUGAACAGAUGAUCGACCUGCUGAGGACCUCCACCACCGUCAAGGUGGUCAUCAUCCAGCCUCAUGAUGAUGGAGCACCACGCAGGGGCUGUUCUGAGCUGUACCGUAUCCCCAUGGUAGAGUAUAAGUUGGACAGUGAGGGGACGCCAUGUGAGUACAAGACCCCAUUUAGACGAAACACCACCUGGCACAGGGUACCCACGUCAGCAGGUCAGCCGUCCAACCCCAACACCAACCCCCCUGCCCGGUGCUCCCCCACCCAGAGACACCCCGACCGGGCAGGCAGAGACAGGACUGGACAGCAGGUGCUCCAGCAGGGACAGAAUGCUAUCCCACGAUCCACCUCCUUCGAUAGAAAGCUGCCAGACGGAUCCAGGGCUGACUGUGAGAACCCGCAGGUGACCAUGUGUAAUAAGGGAGACCAGCACUACCGCAGUUCCCCUAGCAACCAGUCGUCGUCUAGUGACCCGGGACCCUGUGGAAGUGGAACCUGGUCUCAACCGCCUGGAUACGACGGGUGUCCGUCCUCGGUCCUCCAUGAGUGCCCCAGAGUGCUACAGGGGGGAGACAGAGAGGGGUACAGGGACACCCUCAGAGAGCCCACCCUUGAGAGUACACGGUCGGCAGAGGCCAAGUGGCACAUCCCCUCCACCAAGAUCCUCAACUCUCGGAAACACAGGGAUGGGGGCAAGGAGUCGCCCAACAAGCAGAACCGGGGGGGAGAAAAGACAUCCAGUCACUCCAGCUGUAACACCCUCUCCUCCAACGCCUCCUCCAAUAACAGUGAUGAUAAACACUUUGGCUCUGGAGAUCUGAUGGAUCCUGAGAUCCUGGGGUUGACGUACAUUAAAGGAGCCUCGACAGACAGCGGGAUCGACACCAACCCCUGUAUGGGGCCUGGGGGGAGGUUACUAAUGCAGGGGAGUUGUGGCGGUGAGGGGGGACACCCCUGGGGGGGAGAGGGGGGACACCCCAAGGAUGGCUGCGAAGGAGAGGAUCAUGGGAAACUGUACCUGCCGCAAGGAUAUGCGUCAGCGAUCAUGACUGGUCACGUGACAGAGGGAAGCAUUGGGGACCUGAGUGAGAUCUCGUCACAUUCACAAUCCUCCCACUCCAGGCAGUUGUACCUCCAGGAGGCAGCGUGUCGCCAGGCAGCAGAGAGGGAGAGAGAGGCCAAGGCUCUGGAGAAGCUGUCUAAAGAAGAGUACCUAAAGAUGAUGCUGGAGGAGAGUGGCCCAGGGGAGGACGGACGGAGGAAGAUGUCUGCGACGGGCAGCCUAUCACCACGGCGCUCCCUGUACCGUACCCUAUCAGACGAGAGUGUGUGUAGCAGCAACAGGAAGGGCUCGUCCUACGCCUCCUCCCAUAGUUCCAUGCUGGACCAGGCGCUGCCCAAUGACAUUCUGUUCUCCACCACUCCACCCUAUCACGCCACCCUGCCACCACGCAUGCCGGACAGGGGGGGCUCCAACCUCAGGAAUGAGUUCUGGUUCUCUGACGGCUCGCUGGCUGACAGGUCAAAGUUCAACGACCCUGGUCUCAUGCCCCUCCCUGACCCUGCCUCCGGACUCGACUGGUCACACCUGGUGGACGCUGCACGCACUUUUGAAGACCAGCGGGUGGCGUCUUUCUGCACCAUGACCGACAUGCAGAGGGCCGAGGCGCUCCAAAUCUCACAGGAACUGACCAGACGUGUGGCUGCAGCUGAGGGGGCCGCCCUAGAGGCAGGGAACAGCUCUCCCUCCACUCUGACUGGUAAAGUCAACCAACUGGAGGUGAUCCUGAGACAACUGCAGUAUGACCUCAGAAAGGAGAAGGAGGACAAGGUGUUGUUGCAGGUAGAGGUGCAGCACCUGAGACAAGACAACAUGAGACUACAGGAGGAGAGUCAGACAUCAGCCGCUCAACUCAGGAAGUUUACUGAAUGGUUCUUCCACACUAUCGACAAGAAACCCUGAAACUGUACUGGAGAACUAAUGCUCCUGGGGAACAAGGAAACUUUACUACCCCAGGGGGCAACUGAACUCUGACGACUACUGCCAUACUACUGCACUGAGAGAUACCUACUGCCCAAGGAGCAAUGGAACCCUUUACUGCCCUGGGGGGCAACUAGACUUCUCGAAUGCCACAUGGACAGACAAUUUCUACCCUGUGCUGUGUGGGAGAGCCUGUCUUGGGGAACCCCUCUGUCCCUUGGGGAACCCCUCUGUCCCUUGGGGAACCCCUCCUGUCCUGGGGAACCCCUCUGUCCUGGCGAACCCCUCUGUCCCCUGGGGAACCCCUCCUGUCCUGGGGAACCCCUCCUGUCCUGGGGGACCCCUUUGUCCUGGGGAACCCCUCUGUCCCCUGGGGAACCCCUCUGUCCCCUGGGGAACCCCUCUGUCCUGGGGAACCCCUCAAGAGGAAUCAACUUAAUGUCUGCUAAUCUGCACCAGGAGGCACCAUGAGGAAUCAACUUAAUGUCUGCUCCUUUAUCUGCACCACGAGGCACCAAGAGGAAUCAACUUAAUGUCUGCUAUCUGCACCAACCAUGUGGCAGACCUGGACUGUAAAGGCACAGUGGGAUAAAACAUUUUUUUUUAAAUGAAUGUAGCUCAACUGACCUGAGAAGUAUUUUUUACUGUCUGUUUCCUCAACGUUCCUAAAGUCACAAACACUUAGAAGCCGACCUGAUGUUUGAUCCAAACUCUUUGAUUUUUAAUACUUUUGCUUCAUCUUUAUGUUCUUCACUGUUGUAAUAUAGAAUCACAAAGGGGGACAGUAGGUUUGAUGUUAAAAGGUGCUCUCCUCCUCUCACGUGUUGUCGCUGUCGGAUGAAAACUUCUUAUCUCCACAACAGAACAUUUUCAGGAAAUGGGAAAAACUGCCAUAUUUUCCCAUUAACAAUUAACGAAACCUCCAAAGUUAAAAAAAUUAAUAAUUUUUCUUGUCCUAGAGUCAUGAAGUGUUCAGAGUACAUUGCGGGGAGUUACUGCUUUCAAUUUCUGUAAACAAAUAAAAAUAAUACUAAAUACUAAACAGUAAAAUUGCAAAAAUUGAGUUAGAAGGUUUUCAUUCGACAGCAUUUCUAAAAACCUAUCUAUCACUAGUGUUUAUAUGCCGCUGUCACCACGUCUUAGCAAUAACAAAGUAGUUGUUAUUAUAAAAGUGUGUUUUUAAAAGUUAGCAGCACAAAUGUAAGCAGUUCCUGUGGGGAGACUGACGGUUGUAUUUGUCAUGUAUUGAUAUCCUACAAGAGACUGUGCCUGUGGGUCUAUAUAGGUGUAGAAUAGUAUGGGUCCUUUCUCUUUGCUUUCGUUGUGACUACUCUUAAACACAUGCCUUGUCCAUGGAUCGCUCAGUUGAUACACAAACCUGGGCUGCAUACCACAAGGCACACUAUUCCCUACAUAGUGCACUACUUUUGGUCAAGAUUAGGUCAAAAGUAGUGCACUACAAAUUAGGAAUAGGGUGCCAUUUGUGAUGCAGCUCCCUAAUGCGUUAUAAUCACAGUAGCAAUCUGGGCCCAUAGGGCUCUGGUCUAAAGUAGUGCACUAUAUAGGGUGCCAUGUAGGAUACAGGCAAUCACACUCACAAUGUCAAAAUGUCUUUCUCUGUACAUAAGCUCCUUGACUGAAGUGUCUUGUUGUAUUUCAAAUUUAUUGAAACUGAUUUCACCUGAAGUUGAUUAUUUGAUUAAUUAAGCAUCAUAUAUAGAUUUUCCUUUUUCAUCACUAAAUUUGGAAAAAGCUCUGUUUAUGUUGUAAAUUAUGUGUGAAGCUUAAUUUACAGGGCAGAAUUAUAUUAAAAUAUACAAAUGAUUAUUCUUGUUGACCUUGUCCCAGAACUCUGGUCUAAAAGUAGUGCACUAAAUAGGGAAUAGGGCGCCAUUUGGGACACAUUCUUGUUUGUUUUGAUUUGGAGAUGAUUCCAACGUUUGGAUGCUGCUAGAUGAUACGUCUGCUGGUUUGUUGCUUUUACAACAAUGUCUUUCUACAUUUACCUGGUUCAGCUGACAUGAGACAUGAUAGGUUGCUUUGGUUUUCUAAAUAAAUGUAGUAUGAAAAUAACAAAUGACUUUUCCUAUGGUGUUUUAGCUCACAGAACAGGGACCAUAACAUGGACUAGACCACUGGCUGCAAUGGAGAAACUGGGGUAUUUGUUGUGGCUUUUCUGACCUGAACUCACAAAGCUGUUGAAGCAAAACAUGUCCGUCUGGUAAAGGUCUGAUAUGUACAGUGUUACUAUAGCAUACCCUACUGUAUUGGCAGUGGUAGUAGUGGUAGUAGUAUGUUACCGUAGUAUACCCUACUCUAUUGACAGUGGUAGUAGUAUGUUACUGUAGUAUAACCUACUCUACUGACUAUGGUAGUAGUAUGUUACUAUAGUAUACCCUAUUCUAUUGACUAUGGUAGUAGUAUGUUACUAUAGUAAACCCUACUCUAUUGACAGUGGUAGUAGUAUGUUACUGUAGUAUACCCUACUCUAUUGACAGUGGUAGUAGUAUGUUACUAUAGUUUAUUUAUUUAUUUAUUUUAUUUUAUUUUAUUUCACCUUUAUUUAACCAGGUAGGCAAGUUGAGAACAAGUUCUCAUUUCCAACUGCGACCUGGCCAAGAUAAAGCAAAGCAGUUCGACACAUACAACAACACAGAGUUACACAUGGAGUAAAACAAACAAGCAUACCCUACUCUAUUGACUAUGGUAGUAGUGGUAGUAGUAUUUUACUGUAGUAUACUCUACUCUAUUGACAGUGGUAGUAGUGGUAGUAGUAUGUUACUGUAGUAUACCCUACUCUAUUGACAGUGGUAGUAGUAUGUUACUGUAGUAUACCCUACUAUGUUGACUAUGGUGGUGGUAUGUUACUGUAGUAUACCCUACUCUAUUGACCGUGGGAGUAGUAUGUUACUGCAGUAUGCCCUACUCUAUUGACAGUGGUAGUAGUGGUAGUGGUAUGUUACUAUAGUAUACCCUACUCUAUUGACAGUGGUAGUAGUACGUUACUAUAGCAUACCCUACUCUAUUGACUAUGGUAGUAGUGGUAGUAUGCAUGUUACUGUAGUAUACCCUACUUUAUUGACUAUGGUAGUAGUAUGUUACUGUAGUAUACCCUACUCUAUUGACAGUGGUAGUGGUAUGUUACUGUAGUAUACCCUACUCUAUUGACUAUGGUAGUAGUAUUUUACUGUAGUAUACCCGACUCUAUUGACAGUGUUAGUAGUAAGUUACUAUAGUAUACCCUACUCUAUUCACAGUGGCAGUGGUAUGUUACUGUAGUAUACCCUACUCUAUUGACUAUGGUAGUAGUGGUAGUGGUAUUGUACUAUAGUAUACCCUACUCUAUUGACAGUGGUAUGUUACUAUAGUAUACCCUACUCUAUUGACAGUGGUAUUUUACUAUAGUAUACCCUACUCUAUUGACUAUGGUAGUAGUAUGUUACUAUACAGACUGUACCAGGUAAUAACAUGGUUAUAUACAGUGGGAAAAGGUAAUAACAUGGCUAUAUACAGGGAGUACCAGGUAAUAACACGGCUAUAUACAAGGAGUUACCAGUGCAGAGUGGAUGUACAGGGGUACCAGGUAGUUGAGGUAGAUAUGUACAGAUACUGUAUGUUCCCAGCACAGCAUACAUCUUGUAUUUGAUGUGUUUGUGGUUUGUUUUCUGCAGGGCUCCUACGUAAGAGAGACCUAGUUCUCAACAUGAACCCUCUUAAAAUAAAGGAUCAAUAAAUACAACAUGCUAAAUGUAUAGA
Molecule: messenger RNA, 9765 nt
Organism: Salmo salar (Atlantic salmon)
Lineage: Eukaryota; Metazoa; Chordata; Actinopteri; Salmoniformes; Salmonidae
Source: RefSeq, a predicted model, not a curated record